AAGGGCUCUGAUGAGAGCUGCACAGCAUACACUAUCUGCACACUCUGCUGUGUUUCUUAUUUCAUAUCAAGUUUAGUGUGGUAUUUGCUGUAUUUGUUUUAUUUUAUUUUUUUUUUCAGAAAAGAGAAGAUGGGAGCUUCACAGGCACCACCACCACCACCACCACCAGAAUAUGAUGCACCAUGGAGGAAAACACCCUGGGGAGAGAAAGAAUGUUUGAAGAAAAACCUGAUGGAAUUUCAGCUGAACAAUCCAAAUUUUAAGUAUGUCCGGAUCUUGGUAAUUGGAGAAGUUGGAGCAGGAAAGUCCAGCUUCAUUAAUUCCGUCAGUAGUGUUUUCCAAGGAAGAAUCACCACUGAGGCUCUUGCUGAUGCAACAUCUGGAACGUCUUUCACAAAAAUAUACAGAACCUUUUGCAUUAGAAGUGGUCAGUCUGUUCUGCCUUUUGUCUUCAAUGACAUCAUGGGUUUAGAGUCUGGAGAAUCACGUGGUGUACAGCCGGAUGACAUUGUCAAAGCACUUGAGGGCCUCUUAAAUGAAGGAUACAAAUUCAAUCCAGCAGCACCUAUUUCUGAUGGAGAUAAAGGCUUCAGAAGUGACCCAGGAGUUCAAGAGCAGACAUUCUGCCUGGUUUACAUCAUGGCAGCUGAUAAGGUGUCAAGACAAAAUCCGGAUGUGAUUAAAAAGAUGGCGAAUAUUAGGCAAAGGGCCAGUGAACUAGAAAUUCCUCAGGUGAUCAUCAUGACAAGGGUGGAUGAAGCAUGUCCACUGGUCAAAAAAUGUUUAAAGAAAAUCUACACUAGCAAGAAGAUCAAAGAAAAGAUGGAGGAGUGCUGUAACCUUAUUGGUGUCCCGAUGAGCUUCAUCUUCCCUGUGAAGAACUACCAUGAAGAAAUUGAUACAGAAAAUGACAUGGAUGUACUGCUUCUGAGGGCACUCACACAGAUUGUACAAGUAGCAAAUGAUAAAUUACACAGAAUAAAGUACAAUGAAAAUUCAGCAUAUGACUGAACUCUAGAAAUCAAAAACGUAAUCUGGUUACCUUUGACUGGAUCAGCUUCACAAAAUACACAUCUUGCAUAUUGAGUUUUACCUGGUCUGCCGUCAUUUCUUGUGUGUUUCUGUUAUGAUCAUAUGCUGAAGCCAAGUACUAUAAACUAUAUAUAUAUAUAUAUAUA
Molecule: messenger RNA, 1178 nt
Organism: Myxocyprinus asiaticus (Chinese sucker)
Lineage: Eukaryota; Metazoa; Chordata; Actinopteri; Cypriniformes; Catostomidae
Product: interferon-induced protein 44-like
Exons: 7
Coding region: 130-1011 (293 amino acids)
Source: RefSeq, a predicted model, not a curated record